Molecule: messenger RNA, 669 nt
Organism: Metopolophium dirhodum (rose-grain aphid)
Lineage: Eukaryota; Metazoa; Arthropoda; Insecta; Hemiptera; Aphididae
Product: ribosomal RNA large subunit methyltransferase E-like
Exons: 3
Coding region: 16-669 (217 amino acids)
Source: RefSeq, a predicted model, not a curated record
CAAACUAAGUCACUGAUGUAUGGAUGUGCCUAUAUAGGAAAUGAAAUUUUACCAAUGUUCCAUUUGUGGUUGGAGCGGCCCGAUCAAAAAUUUGGACAUGGAAAUUGCGACAACACGCAGAAUAUGGACCACUUCAUGUUUGAGUGUUUGUCGAAACAUGACGGGCCGACCAAUAGAGACGAAUCUGAAAUGGGCUGGCAAUAUAUAUCACUUCUGGAACAUACUGCAGGGUCAAUGCAAAAUAAAACCAAAACACGAUCACACAGAUGUGCCUUGUACGAUGUGCAUGACGAAGACGAUAGAUCCCUUAGAAUAAUCCGGAUGGUGAUUAGCAAGCCGGUAAUAGGAGAAGAAUUUAAUGUACGCCAGUGUAAUGGCUUAUCGAAUCUUCUGGCAAAGGAUGAACUGCCAGUCAUCCCUGAGGGAUAUCGAUAUUGGCCUGAUGGGUCUUUGUACAUAUAUUUGUUAGGUAGAAAGGCCAAAAUAUUUUACAAUGGUACAAAAUACCCAGAAUUUCCAGUUACUAGUCAUCCAUCAACAACGACCAGUCAGCCAUCAACAACAACUACCACCCAAAGUCCUACUACAACUACAACAAGUACGACCACAGAAAAAUAUCGUCAUCCUUCUUGGUUUUUCUUCCCUGAUUAUUAUUUGCAUUAUGUUUAA